Durusdinium trenchii is the source of this 1920-nucleotide messenger RNA. Lineage: Eukaryota; Dinophyceae; Suessiales; Symbiodiniaceae. The record is from the annotation of a GenBank genome assembly.
GAUACCACAUUGCUGGUGAUUCCCGAGUUCCUCAGCAAGUCGCAGAUCUACACCCUGCAGCAGGCUUUGUCGCCGGGAGCCAUUGACUACGAACAGCCGCGCAGGCAGGUGAGAAACCCAGAUGGAAGCUUCACCCAGUUCAAUGAGCGCCAAAAGGAAGCCUGGCUUUGCAACGACUACGACUACCGCGACCCCCGCAGGGUGGCAGCUCCAAGGCUUCAUCGUGGGCAGAAGCUCUCGCCCAGGGUGGAGGAGCUUUUGUCGAAGGCUGCUGAGGCAGCGGAAGCGCCCUUCAAUGGCCUCAUGUGCCGGUGGGAACCGCCAGGCAUGCAUGUGAAGGAUGGCCCUCACACCUACGCCACACACUGCGGAUGGUCUUCUCCUACAGUCAUUGGGCUCAUGGCAUUCGGAGCCACGCGGACGUAUCACAUCCAUGGCAUCCCUUGGUACUUUGGCCGUGGCCGCCGCGAGGUGGUCGUGGUGGAUUUGCCCCUCCGAGAAGGCAUGUUGGUGGCCCUUGGAGGCCCCUUGAGGGAGAAGUGGCUCUAUGCACAGCCCAGAGAUGAGGAGAUGAAGUCGGAGCGGAUUCAGCUCACAUUGCAGUUUCAUGCCGAUUUGGAGGUAAAGAAGGGCACUGACCUGCGUGUGGCAGCGACCUGGACGGAAGACGCGGAGCCGGUGUGGGAGGCAGAGCCCCACAGUCUCGCCUCCGGGGCGUUGGCGCAAGGGCCGGACGACCACAGCAGAAUCCACCAAAAGCGCUGUUCGCGACAGCUUCCGGUGGCCAACUUCGACCCUGCGACGGUGCAGAGCUUGGCCGCCGUCAGUGGCGAACGCUUCGGCGCUGAGCUCAAGCGAUGUCUAGAGAUUCAGACACGAACCCCGCGCUUUCGGCAGCGCUUACUCUACCAGGGCAGGGAAGUCUCCCGUGCGACCUGGGAUUUGACUGUGCCACAGGAGUUGCAGCUGGUUAUCCUAUCCGUUCGGGGCGGCAAUGCGCGCGCUUUGGUGGACGCAACAGAGAGAGGCGAUUUACACUCAGUCCAGAAGGUACUGGAAGAUUUGCAAGACCCUAAUGAAGAAGAUAUAGUGGAUGAGUACGAAGCCCGGCUGCCUUUGCUGAUCGCGUCCACUGGUGGCUUUCUACAGAUCGUCGAGUGUCUCUUGAGCGCCAACGCCGACGUGAACCGUUGCGACCGAGUUGAACGGCGUACGGCUUUGCAAGCGGCCUCCGGCUUUGGACGAGUGAUGAUCGUAGAGCGCUUGCUCAGCGCGGCGGCCAAUGUCAAUCAGGCCGACUCCUUUGGACGCACUGCUCUCUGGGUGGGUGUGGCAGGGCGUUGCCUCAAGGUGGUCCAACUCCUGGUGGCGCAGCGAGCAGACCUGAACUUGGGCGCGGAAGCGAUUGAAGAAGACUUCAAUGAGGAUGAUGGCAUCACCCCGCUGUCCUUGGCCGCCGAGAACGGAUCGCUCAGAAUCUUGCGCUUUCUCAUCCGCUCCCGUGCUAACCUCAACAAGGCAGACCAAGAAGGCCGCUCCCCUCUUUGGUUUGCCGCAGCUGUGGGGCAGCCGCAGUGCGCGCUGGCGCUGCUGAAGGCUGGCUGCAACCGAGAUCAGAUGAGCCGAGACGGUAAAACGCCUUUGCAUAUGGCUUCAGGACAUCACGAUGCCUCUAUGGUGCGGUGCCUGGUGGAGCAUGGUGCAGAUGUGGAGAUGCCAGACAACGUGGGCCGGACUCCCCAAGACUUGGUGAAGCACGCCGCGAAGCAGGGCUACAUGGCUGGAGGGAAGAAGAAGGAACUCCUUUCUGCGUUGGGAGGUGACAUGGGGACCCCUAGUGAGGAACCCUUGUACCUGGUCACGCUGGUCAUGUUGCUCGAAGGUCAUCAGAACACCAAAGCACCAAGCACUGUGGAGUGA